CACCCGCGUGCGCCGGAAGUCUGCAGUUUUCUGGCCUCCGUCGCUCAGUUUCCCCACUCUCGGCGCCGCACAGACCCCGCACUCAGCAGCCAUGGCCGAUGUCCUGGAUCUACACGAGGCCGGAGGCGAAGACUUCGCCAUGGACGAGGAUGGUGACGAGAGCAUCCACAAGCUGAAGGAGAAGGCGAAGAAGAGGAAGGGCAGAGGCUUCGGGGCAGAGGAGGGCUCCCGGGCCCGGAUCAGAGAGGACUAUGACAGUGUGGAGCAGGACGGGGAUGAGCCCGGACCUCAGAGAUCGGUCGAGGGCUGGAUCCUGUUUGUCACCGGAGUCCACGAGGAGGCCACGGAGGAGGACAUCCACGAUAAAUUUGGGGAAUUCGGGGAGAUCAAGAACGUCCACUUGAACCUGGACCGGAGGACGGGGUACCUGAAGGGUUACGCGCUGGUGGAGUACGAGACUUACAAAGAAGCCCUGGCCGCUAUGGACGGACUGAACGGACAGGACAUGAUGGGGCAGCCGAUUAAUGUGGACUGGGGCUUCGUCCGGGGACCCCCAAAAGGAAAGAGACGAAGUGGUCGCAGGAGGAGCCGGAGCCCGGACAGGAGGAGGCGCUAGAUCUCUCCCCGAUCCCCGGCUGAUGGUUUUUGUUUUUUUCCCGCUUUUUUAUUGUAUAAUUUCUUAGUUAAUUUUGCAGUUUUAAACAUUGAGGUGAUUUUUGUUUUGCGCUCCUCGUUUCCUGGGUCAUGUGGUCCAUGUGGACCUGAUGGGUAGAUACCACAGAGGCCAGAGCGGCAGUCAGGACUCUCCUUGUAAGGUGGUCGGCCUGCGGGGGGCGCCGUGUGACCAUGAAGACUCCUUACUUAUUCUCCUUAUUAUGAUGGAACGUUCUGUACAUUGUCUUCCGAAUAAAGUCUUUUAAGUUACAUUG
This is a messenger RNA of Hyla sarda, 929 nucleotides long. Its product is annotated as RNA-binding protein 8A. The record is from RefSeq and is a predicted model, not a curated record. Bases 92 to 616 code for a protein of 174 amino acids. Gene Ontology annotation, biological process: RNA splicing. Gene Ontology annotation, molecular function: mRNA binding. Gene Ontology annotation, cellular component: cytoplasm; nucleus; exon-exon junction complex. The transcript has 6 exons. NCBI's taxonomy places the organism in Eukaryota, Metazoa, Chordata, Amphibia, Anura, Hylidae.